Molecule: messenger RNA, 2897 nt
Organism: Sceloporus undulatus (fence lizard)
Lineage: Eukaryota; Metazoa; Chordata; Lepidosauria; Squamata; Phrynosomatidae
Gene: HAS2
Product: hyaluronan synthase 2
Exons: 4
Coding region: 642-2300 (552 amino acids)
Biological process (GO): hyaluronan biosynthetic process; extracellular matrix assembly
Molecular function (GO): hyaluronan synthase activity
Source: RefSeq, a predicted model, not a curated record
AGGAAGGAAAGAAGGGGAAAAAAAGAAAAGGAAGAUAGGAAGGAUAUAUAUAUAAAAAUUUUAAAACUAAUAAAAGAAGAAGGCAAAGGAGGUCUGGAAAUUAUUAUCCAGCCACCGUUGCUCCAACUGCUGAGGCUGUCGCUGCAGAUAGAAGCUCCAUUCAGUUCAGACCAAAGAAAGAGCUUUCUUCUUCUCCUUCUUCUUCAUUCCCUCCCUCCUUCCUUCCCUCCUGGACGGAUGCUGGGGCUGCAACUUUCUUCGAACUCCGAUGCCCGGCGCCUGGAGGACUCCUCCGGUGGGAAGAGCACAGCUGAGCUCGAAAUCUCUGGUCUGGGGUCAGGGAAGCCCCCGGUUUGACUCCAAGAAAGAGGAGGAGGAGGAGCAGGAGGAGGCCAAGGCAGCUGGGCAGCCUGCAAGACUGAGAUUGGAGCGAUCCCAGGUGGCUCCAAGGCGGUCCUCUUCCAUGCUUCUCCGGCCAGCGCUGGCCAGAGUUUGCCAAGCAGAGCUCCAGGAGAGGACCACUUGAUCUCUCCCUUUCUCUCCUCGGAAGCUGGGAGGCAGGGAUCCUGGGAUUCCCCUCCCCACCCCAUUGGAGAUCCCUUGGGCUUCUUGGAUGAGCAGCAGGAGAGCAAGGCGGCAAGAUGCAUUGCGAGAGGUUUAUAUGUAUCUUGAGAAUACUUGGAACCACACUGUUUGGGGUGUCCCUCCUCCUUGGAAUCUCAGCUGCUUACAUUGUGGGCUACCAGUUUAUCCAAACAGACAACUAUUAUUUCUCCUUUGGACUCUAUGGUGCUAUUCUGGCAUCACACCUCAUCAUCCAAAGCCUGUUUGCCUUUCUCGAACACAGGAAAAUGAAGCGAUCUCUUGAGACCCCAAUCAAGCUGAAUAAAACUGUUGCCCUUUGCAUUGCUGCCUACCAAGAGGAUCCUGACUACUUAAGAAAAUGUUUACUUUCUGUGAAGAGGCUCACCUACCCCGGAAUUAAGGUGAUUAUGGUAAUCGAUGGGAAUUCAGAAGAUGAUGUUUACAUGAUGGACAUUUUUAGUGAGAUCAUGGGCAGGGAUAGAUCUGCGACAUACAUCUGGAGGAAUAAUUUUCACCAGAGAGGCCCUGACGAGACUGAAGACUCCCAUAAAGAGAGCAUGCAACACGUCACUCAAAUGGUCUUGUCCAACAAAAGUGUCUGCAUCAUGCAAAAAUGGGGCGGGAAAAGAGAAGUAAUGUACACAGCAUUCAAAGCGCUGGGGAGAAGCGUGGAUUAUGUACAGGUAUGUGAUUCCGAUACAAUGCUUGAUCCAGCUUCAUCGGUGGAAAUGGUAAAGGUUUUAGAAGAAGAUCCAAUGGUUGGAGGUGUUGGGGGAGAUGUUCAGAUUUUGAACAAAUAUGAUUCGUGGAUCUCCUUCCUCAGCAGUGUUAGAUACUGGAUGGCGUUUAAUAUCGAAAGAGCCUGCCAGUCCUACUUUGGCUGUGUCCAGUGCAUCAGCGGACCUUUGGGGAUGUACAGAAACUCCUUACUCCAUGAAUUUGUGGAAGACUGGUACAAUCAAGAAUUCAUGGGAUCUCAGUGUAGCUUUGGAGAUGAUAGGCAUCUCACCAACCGAGUCCUGAGCCUCGGCUAUGCAACAAAAUACACAGCUCGAUCAAAGUGCCUUACAGAAACGCCCAUAGAAUAUCUCAGGUGGUUGAACCAACAGACCCGUUGGAGUAAGUCCUAUUUCCGAGAGUGGCUAUACAAUGCAAUGUGGUUCCACAAGCAUCAUUUAUGGAUGACCUAUGAAGCUGUCAUCACUGGGUUCUUCCCAUUUUUUCUCAUUGCCACCGUCAUUCAGCUUUUCUACCGAGGGAAGCUAUGGAACAUCCUCCUUUUCUUGUUGACAGUUCAGCUUGUGGGCCUUAUCAAGUCUUCCUUUGCCAGCUGUCUUAGAGGAAACAUUGUCAUGGUGUUUAUGUCCCUUUACUCAGUGUUGUAUAUGUCAAGUUUACUUCCAGCCAAGAUGUUCGCAAUUGCCACGAUAAACAAAGCAGGAUGGGGCACAUCGGGGAGAAAAACUAUUGUGGUCAAUUUCAUUGGACUCAUACCUGUGUCUAUUUGGUUUACAAUCCUUUUAGGUGGUGUUAUUUUCACAAUAUACAAGGAAUCCAAAAAGCCAUUUUCUGAAUCAAAACAGACAGUGCUGAUUAUUGGUACGAUACUUUAUGCCUGCUACUGGGUGAUGCUUUUGACUUUGUACUUGGUUCUCAUUACCAAAUGUGGCCGGCGGAAGAAAGAACAGCAGUACGACAUGGUGCUCGAUGUAUAAUUUGACCACUGUGUCUUUAUUACGUAUAUAUAUUUACUGGCUGCCCAUGGGAAGUUUUUCAAGUGACACGAUCAGGUUUCAAAUGGCCUGAGGAAGAACUUUCUAGUGUUUGUGGCACUGAGUUUGAUAUCAUCAAGGGAAAAAAGAUCACUGCUGCUUGGAAUCGAACAUGAACAAAUUCAUGACCAUGCCAAAGCAAAAAGAAAAAGAAAAAAAAGAGUGAAUGUGCCUUUUAGGGGAGGGGGGAGGGGGAAACAAAAUCAUGUAGAUUCAACCCAUCCCUAUGGGUGGUCUUUGAUGAUGCACUUUCUUCUGUUGUGCGUACACCCAAAAGUGUUAAUGUCCUCUAUAUACCUCAUUGGUCAUGCUCAUGAUGUGGACGGAAGUGGAAGAAAGGGAGUUUUGGAGACACAAGCAAAGGAUCUGACAACCCCUUGCAACCUAAUUUAUGAACUUCUUCUUGUUCUGUGAUUUUUCUAGGAAGGUCUUUUUGUGUUUGUGUGCGUCUGUGUGUGACUCUGUGUGUCUCUGUAUGUUAGACUGCCAAUUGGUAAUUCCAAAGUCAAUUUUUAUAAGGUUUGAUGACCAAGUUGUAUU